Messenger RNA from Necator americanus (New World hookworm), 1701 nucleotides. RefSeq lists its product as uncharacterized. Gene Ontology annotation, biological process: clathrin coat disassembly; clathrin-dependent endocytosis. The coding region runs from base 1 to 1701 and encodes 566 amino acids. Gene Ontology annotation, cellular component: cytoplasm; intracellular membrane-bounded organelle; vesicle. The transcript is spliced from 15 exons. Gene Ontology annotation, molecular function: clathrin binding. Lineage: Eukaryota; Metazoa; Nematoda; Chromadorea; Rhabditida; Ancylostomatidae. The record is from RefSeq and is a predicted model, not a curated record.
AUGGGCACGGAGUUCCUGGUCCGUCGUUUAGUCCGUGGUUUCGCUGGCGGGUGUGAAUGCUGGCCAUCGUGCUCUCAUCCUUCUGUUCAGUUCUUCCCUCAAGUUGUUUUCCACAUUCAUGGAACAUCCGAGAAUCCAAAUCAGAAAGUCACCGGGAAACCGCCAAAACCACAAAAACCACUGAAAGUCCCAAAGGUUAAGGAACCACAUGAGGAGAAGAAUGGGAAAAAAUCCUCAGCACCACCACCAUCCGGCGCCGUUUCAGCGUUAACAAAUAUCGUCACAACAGUGUCGGGAAAAAUUGGCGGAGUGUUGGCGAAAGGGAAAACUAUCCAGGCAAGAAUGCGGGCCAACAAAGUGGCUCCGAUCAAAUCAAAGGUUCAAGCACGACAUCUCGAGUUGGAGCCACUAUGCUGUUUAUCGUCAUGCCUCGUAAGAGGUGGAUGUGCUGCUGUGGUAGCGUUUGAGGCCUUCUAUGUCGUAGCCACCCUAUUGAUCGUAUUUGGAGGAAUGGGACGCGGUGGUUUCACUUUGUGGGAACCUUUGCCCAGCACUUUCAACGCUUGGUUCGGGCAUCAUUUGUUCUACUACUGUAUCUGUGUUUAUGACGCUGUUCUUCUGUGCUUCUUGAUUGCCUUAGGUCGUGGUCUCGUCACAUUUAGUAAGGCGCUUGUUCGAGCUCACUACUUCUUUUGUUUCGUCUCUCUCGUGGUGAACAUCAUCUUUUUCGUUUUUUCCGUAUGGACGUUGUCCUCUCCUGGUCCAUUUAAAUGGACCGCCACGAAUUCUAUGCUUGUCUUCUGUUUUGCUAUGCAGAUACCGUUACAGCUAUGGGCGUUAACGGUAGUGAAAAGUUUUGCCGUUCCACGGAAGGAGGACUUCACACAAAGCAGGAUGCUGGAAACGUUCCUCUACCUAGUUCUACAAUGGGCCUGCCUUCUAUUUGUGUUAUCGUCUUGUGGGAAGAAGGAUGAUGAUGAAGGAGAAGAAUCGGGUGCAGAGGCACCAGCAGCGCAAGGAGAUGCUGCAGCUCAACCUGCAUCUCCUGGUACACCGUCGUCAAGUUCAGGAGAACCAAAAUCGGCUGCUAAGGAAGCAGAACCUGGCGCAAAACCUGAAGAAGGUGAGCAAAAAGGGAGCGAUGAAAAGAAGGAAGGUGAAGCAAAAAAAGAAGGUGAAGAGAAGAAAGGAGAGGAGAAGAAAGUAGAGGAAAAGAAGGAGGGUGAAAAGAAAGAGGAAGAAAAGAAGAAAGAAGAGAAGAAGGAGGAAGAAAAGAAAGAAGAAAAGGAGGAGGAAGUGAAGAAAGAGACGCCCAAGAAGGGACUUGAGAAAGGUGUUGAGAUGGCAAAGAAGAAAGCGACCAAGAAAGGGAAAAAAGAAGGAAAGAAAAAGAAAUCUAAGAGCAAGAAGAGUGGAAAGAAGGGCAAGAGCAAGAAAGGGAAGGACAAAAAGAAAUCAGAUAAAGUAAAAGAGCAGCCCGCGAGUGACGCGGCAGCAAAGGCUGAUGAUAUCAAAGGAGAUGAGAAGAAAGCAGAAAAAGCAGAAGACAAGAAGGAGGAAAAGACGCCAGAAAAGGAGGAGAAGAAGGAAGGAGCAGAAGGAAAAGAGGUAAAAGAGAUUAUAUUCAAAUUUUCACGUCCAAAUUUAGGAAAAGGAAAAGAAGGAAGAGAAGAAGGAGUAGUCAAAAGCUCAACUCAUUGA